Messenger RNA from Closterium sp. NIES-67, 363 nucleotides. The record is from the annotation of a GenBank genome assembly. Lineage: Eukaryota; Viridiplantae; Streptophyta; Zygnematophyceae; Desmidiales; Closteriaceae.
AUGGCUCAUUCGGGAUGCGAUUUGCAAGCGUGGGAGAGGGGGGAGGGUUUGGGGGGUGGUCGGCGGAGGAAGAGGAGGACGACGAGGACGACGAGGAGGAAGAGGAGGAAGAGGAGGAGGCCGAGGAGGAGAAGGAAGAUUCGGGGAGGAGGAGGAGGAGGAGGAGGAGGAGGAGGAGGAGGAGGAGGAGGAGGAGGAGGAGGAGGAGGAGGAGGAGGAGGAGGAGGAGGAGGAGGAGGAGGAGGAGGAAGAGGAGGAGGACGAUGAGUAGGGGGAGGAGGAGGGGUAGGAAGAGGGGUAGGUGGAUGAGGAGGAGGAUGGGUAGGAGGUAGUGUAGGGGGGGAAUAAGUAGUAGGAGGAAUA